Messenger RNA from Trichoplax adhaerens, 2313 nucleotides. RefSeq lists its product as uncharacterized. The transcript has a single exon. Gene Ontology annotation, molecular function: carnitine O-palmitoyltransferase activity. Bases 1 to 2313 code for a protein of 770 amino acids. Lineage: Eukaryota; Metazoa; Placozoa; Uniplacotomia; Trichoplacea; Trichoplacidae. The record is from RefSeq and is a predicted model, not a curated record. Gene Ontology annotation, biological process: fatty acid metabolic process; carnitine metabolic process. Gene Ontology annotation, cellular component: mitochondrion.
AUGGCGGAAGCAAGGCAAGCUGUUGCAUUCCAAUUUACAAUCACCUCUAAUGGGAUUUUUAUCGACUUCAAUCAAGUAGGAAUCAAUAAUGCUAUUCAAACAGUAUUACACGCAAUACGGCUGAAAUGGCGCAACUUCCGUAAUUCUCUACAUAAGAGUGUAUUUCCAAAUUCUGCUAAAUCGUAUCUAAUUAUCGCGAUGGUAUUAGUUUUACUGCGCUAUCUACAGUUUGGGCCGGUAAAAUAUCUCUUUCAAUUAGAAGCUUACAUCCCUACGCAGGAUCCUCGAAUUACCAUCGCCACUCAUGUUGUUAUAUUAGCAACGGUAUUGUGGAUCACCUUGGCUUAUUUUAAGCGAUACAUGUUAAAAGUUUUGCUUAUGUACAAGGGAUGGAUAUUUGAGAGCGGAGGAAAGAUCUCGCUCCAAACUAAAAUUUGGUAUGGCUUGAUAAAUAUGUUGAAGUGGAAAGGAAAACUCCAGUUAUUAAGCUAUCAGUCUUCACUGCCACGAUUGCCAGUCCCUUCUUUAGAAUCAACUACCAAAAGAUACCUCCAAUCAGUACGUCCGUUAGUUAACGACGAAAAAUAUGACCGGAUGGCCAAGCUGGCCAAUGAAUUCCAGAAUGGUAUUGGAUGUAAACUCCAACGUUAUCUAGUUCUUUAUUCAUGGUGGGCGAGUAACUAUGUCUCUAGCUGGUGGGAAAAUUAUGUCUAUUUACGGAGUCGUGAAUCACUCCUCAUUAAUAGUAACUAUUACAUGAUAGAUGGAGCCACUGAAGAAACCGUGACCAACAGACAAGCUGCUCGCGCAGCAAGCAUAACAAGAAGUGUAAUACAAUAUCGCCAAAUGAUAGACGAUGAGAGCUUGGAACCAUUGAUACUUCGGGAUUCAAUUCCGAUGUGUUGUAAGCAACAUCUUAGGCAAAUGAAUACUGCAAGAUUACCCGGAAAGGAAUUUGAUAAGAUUGCCCAUUACAGUUCAAGCAUUUCUCGUCAUAUUGCCGUUCUUCAUAAAGGUCGCUAUUACAAGCUUGAUUUGUAUCGCGGUCCACGCUGGCUAAAAUUAGUGGACCUAGAAAAGCAAUUUCAGCGUAUCAUUGAUGAUGAAGAAGAACCACUACCGAGUGAAUUACACUUGGCUGCGUUAACAGCCGUAGACAGGACUCGCUGGGCUACAAUACGUGAAGAAUACUUCUCAAACGGAAUUAAUAAGCAGUCUCUAGAUGUAAUCGAAAAAUCUGCUUUUGUUCUUGUAUUAGACGAUACCGAACAAUUUUAUCAAGAAAAUGAUCCUAGUAAGUUUAAUUCAUUUUGCAAAGCAUGCCUUUGCGGUAACGGUUACAACAGAUGGUUUGAUAAAUCAAUGACUGCAAUCAUUUAUGCUAAUGGACGAUUUGGAGCGAAUUUGGAGCACACAUUUGCAGAUGCACCAAUAUUUGGUCAUCUACUUGAAUAUCUCAUGACAAACGAUGCAUCUCCAGGAAGAUUUAAGCCGGAUGGCCAUUGUGAUGGUGAAUCCAGCGUGGACAAUAUUGGCCGUCCUACCCGAUUGAAGUGGGAUAUUCCUUCUAAAUGUUGUGAAGAAAUUGAAGAUUGCGCCCAAAUUGCAAAGUCGGCCAUAAGUGAUCUCGAUCUUUAUGUGCUAGAUUUUACUGAAUAUGGCAAAGGAUAUAUGAAAACUUGUAAAGUUAGUCCUGAUGGUUACAUGCAAAUGGCGUUACAAUUGACCUACUAUAGAUUAAGUCGUCAAUUUUGCUUAACCUACGAGUCAAGCAUGACACGAUUAUACAGAGAAGGUAGGACUGAAACUGUUCGACCUGUUACUACGUUGUCUACAGAAUUCGUUCACACUAUGUGCGAUAAAAAGAAAAGCAGCGCUGAAAAGCGUCAAGCUUUAAGGAAUGCUUGUGAAAAUCAUGCUAUGUUAGCAAAGGAAGCCAUGUUGGGUUAUGGGAUCGAUCGCCAUCUGUUUUGCUUAUAUGUUGUAUCAAAAUAUCUUAAACUCGAUUCACCGUUUUUAAAAGAAGUAUUAAGUGAACCUUGGCGCCUGUCUACUAGUCAAACCCCUCACAGGCAGACGAAAUUUUGCAAAGAUGAUGAUUACGAUGCUUGCGCUAAAAAGUUAUCUGCUGGUGGUGGAUUUGGCCCAGUGGCAGACGACGGCUAUGGCGUUUCUUACAUUUUUACUGGCAAUCGAUAUGUAGUCAUUCAUAUUACAUCAAAGAAAUCCUGCAGAGGUACAGGUUCCGAAAAAUUUGCUAAAAUGUUGAGAAAAAGCCUACUAGAUAUGCGAAAAAUCUUUCAAGAUUCUUAA